Trypanosoma theileri is the source of this 738-nucleotide messenger RNA. Its product is annotated as putative surface protease GP63, putative,metallopeptidase. Lineage: Eukaryota; Euglenozoa; Kinetoplastea; Trypanosomatida; Trypanosomatidae. Gene Ontology annotation, cellular component: membrane. The transcript has a single exon. The annotation marks the transcript as partial. The record is from RefSeq and is a predicted model, not a curated record. Gene Ontology annotation, molecular function: metalloendopeptidase activity. Gene Ontology annotation, biological process: cell adhesion; proteolysis.
CAGUGCACGUCGGAUCGCUUUGGGCUUGGGAUAUGUGCGAAGACGAAUUUCUCGCGUGAAAUCCACGGCGAAAAGUACCUUACCGCUGCUGACCUUGGUGAGAACUCGUCUUGGAAGCGGAUAAACUGGCCUGUUGUCCAGACGUCCCCAACAACCGCAUGUGAAGGCGGCAAUGGAAAGAUGAUGCCCGGCAGCCGCCUGGGACCACAGUCGCGGUGCCUGACAACCGAAUCGCUGCAGGUUAAUGACGGUACAUCAUCAGACAAAUCUGUUCAAGGCAUUUGUGCAAAUGUGAAGUGUGACAAUGAUACUGUACGCGUGCAGUACAAUGGCGACGACACCUGGCACUUGUGUCCUCAAGGACAAACGAUUGCUGUAACGGGGUCUGCAUUCAGCGGGGGAAAGAUUCGGUGCCCCAAAUACAGUGAGGUAUGCUCAAGGGAGCCGAGUUCAGCCGGCAUCACUGUGUUUACGCCUGUCGAUAUCAAAGAGAGUACAGGAACCCACAGCAGCAGCAGUGCGGCGAGUACACGAUCUGACAAGGGCAAGGACCUACCGAAGAGUUUUGACGAGUACAUGUUACCACCCGGAAUGGAGCACCUCACCGAGGAGGAGCGCGCCAGGUACCGUGAGCAUUUUCUGGCCAACGGCGGCCUUGACAGCAGCAGUACAACGACACUCAUGACCUCAAUGCUUGCUUUACUGUGUCUCGCUGCUGCCGUUCUGGUGACCCCAUAA